GUGCACGGCACUCUGCCCCUGGGGUGGACGGCAUCCCCUAUGCCGCAUGGAAUGCCUCUGACUGCUGUGUCGACGUCUUGUGCAACACCCUCGACUGGGUGCUUUGCGGGGGGACCCUCUUCGAUGCCGCGAGUGUCACGCUGCAGGCCUUCCUGCCCAAGGGUUCUGAGGACGAGGACGAGGCCUCUGGAGGCUGCACGCGGACAGCUGACAAAAUUCGAGUGCUGGGGCUUCGAAACACCGACAUCAAAAUCAUGACCUCUGUUGUCAAUCGCUCGCUCCGUAAAGUGGUCGAGGAGGUGGUUCCCUGCUCGCAAAGGGGGUUCGUGGUCGGCCGUAACUUUGGAUACAAUGUGAUCGAACUCGACGGCAUCGGAAGGCUUGCUGCUGCCCACCCUCGCUCUGACAUGUGCGACCCCCUCCUGAUCUCGUUCGAUUAUGGUCAGGCGUUCCCUAGCCUUUCCCAAGAGUACCUGCUGAUUCUGAUGAAGAAGCUCGGGCUCCCUAGGGCUGAAGCUGAAGCCCAUGAAGUGCAAAUUGUCCCGCUCAAGGGGGAGUUCACUGAGUCCCUCCAGUUCCACACCUUGUCCCUGGUCGAGCGCCUGGUCCCUGCCUGGCGCGCCUUCGAAGUGGCCUCCCACGUUCUCUACCUGGGCCUCCUGCUGGGCCCCGCCGUCACUGUCGACAUGCAGUGGCUUGCACC
Molecule: messenger RNA, 703 nt
Organism: Prorocentrum cordatum
Lineage: Eukaryota; Dinophyceae; Prorocentrales; Prorocentraceae
Source: the annotation of a GenBank genome assembly